UUACGGUCAGCUCUAAGAUCAAGGGCUCAAAGACGCACAGUUAUCCUCAACCUGAGGGCACAUUAGGGGACUGUAUGUGUAAAUUCGGCAAAGAUUUGGGCGAAGACUCAUCCUUUGCCCUAAGCCUGAAUGAAAUGGGAGAAGCCUUACGAGAAAUGGCGGAAAUAAAGUAUGCACUCGAAGACAACGUGAAACAAAACUUUUUGGAACCGUUGACUCACAUGCAGUCCAAGGACUUGAAGGAUGUGAUGCAUCACCGGAAGAAACUGGAGGGCAGACGACUGGACUACGACUGCAAGAAGCGCAGGAAAGUGAAGGGAACGCAUAUCACAGACGAUGAGAUCAAAUUGGCUGAAGACAAGUUCGAGGAGUCGUUCAAUUUGGCGUCAAUGGGAAUGCAUAACCUCUUGCAGAACGAUGUCGAACAGGUCUCGCAAAUCGCAGCUCUUUCUGAAGCCCUCUAUGAAUACCACACUCAGUGCGCCAACAUCUUAGAGAGUCUUACAUCCAGAUUAAUGGAACAGAAGAACGAAUCGGCCAAUAAGAAUCCGGAACCAUAUGUACCGAAGAAGUUGCAUGAAUUGAAUCUAAGCGAAGGCUUAGGUCACGACGAUAUCUCUCCUGGAGCU
Oppiella nova is the source of this 629-nucleotide messenger RNA. NCBI's taxonomy places the organism in Eukaryota, Metazoa, Arthropoda, Arachnida, Sarcoptiformes, Oppiidae. The record is from the annotation of a GenBank genome assembly.